AUGCAUACGACUCUGCUCGUCACCGAUGUUUUGGAGCACAUCUGCGAAUUGGCCGACCCGGUAACACUCUCCGUCAUGGCGCAAACCGCCCGGGUCCUCCAUGAACCGGCUAUCUAUGUGCUCUGGCGUGUACUCCCGGACCUCCUCCCCCUCCUCCAAUGCUUCCCGACGGACUGUUGGGCCUUUGAGGGUGACACAUUCAAAUUCACGCGUAUCUUGAGGCCCAAGGACUGGACCGUGUUCUUGAAGUAUGCCUCCCUCGUGCGACACUUUGUCAAUGGGAAUUUCUAUGAGCCGCCAUGGGCCUUGCGCUCGAGGCAUGCGGACGCGGCCGCCUGGGAGGCAAUGUGCUGCCUGCGGCCGACGGCGACCCUCUUCCCUCAGCUGCGCUCGUUUCGCUGGGGAGAAAUCGAGCUUCCGAUCAGGUGCCUGUCAUCCUUCCUCAUCUGCACAGGACCCCACCUCUUCCGCGUGGGUCUUACAUUCUUUGAACACCCUGCGGGGAACGUAACGGACGAAAUGCAGUCAAGCUUCGACAUCAUGGCGGAGCGGUUUCCGAUGCUACGGGCGCUUGACACUCUUCGUUCCGUCAACGUGCGCCUUGACGAUGCGCCGUGGCCAUCCCGGAGUCCAACCUCAAACGUCGAUGGUCCAAUACCGUCAUCUUUGGAGCGUUUGGAGCUCUUUUCGUCCCCGCAGGCUUAUGUCGCGUUCAGCAUGGCGGUGACGCUUCAUCACGCUAUAACGCUCGUGUUGUGGAUCGAGUAUAGGCGGCCAAACCAUCUCAUCGGGGACUACUUCCGUUCUAUCCGUGCGCAAUGCUCUACGGACACUUUGAAGGAUAUCAACAUACAAGAGUUCCUCUCCCUGGGAAACGACGCAGCCGAUGAGGCGAUCAUCCUCCCAGCACACCUACGACCUCUCCUGGACUUGAGGCGUCUAGAACGUGUGUUCAUCGAUAUCCCUGGCCGGAAGGCUUUAGACGACGGGUUCUGUAGCGAUAUGGCGAAGGCGUGGCCCCACUUGAAGCACUUUUACAUUGGGGGCAUUGGCACCCUCACCGGCCGUGACGUAUCGCCGACCGUCCGUGCGCUGCCGCCGUUUGCCGUGCAUUGCCCCAAGCUGGAGACCUUUGGACUAGACUUCGACGCAAAGCUCUGGGAAGAUGAGGCAUCCUUCAACGCGGACGACUCGCGGGAGGAGAUAUACGGGCUCCUCGCUGAGAGGGCGAGCACGUCGUUGGUAUCCAGCAUUUAUGUCGGCGACUCCCCUAUUCUCGUGCCGGAGUACAUCGCAGCGUUCCUUGCCCGCAUCUUUCCGUGCCUGAAGGAAAUCAAAGAGACAUCUUUCUUCGAUCGCGAACUACAGGCUCGGUGGAAUACGGCCACGCGACUCCUACCCUUGUUCAAACGCAUCAGGAACGACGAACGCUUGCGGCUCACUCAGGAUCUCUCUACGACGGGCGCACCCGGGGAUUCGGAGGUGGCUGUUACUCGAUGA
Molecule: messenger RNA, 1500 nt
Organism: Trametes versicolor FP-101664 SS1
Lineage: Eukaryota; Fungi; Basidiomycota; Agaricomycetes; Polyporales; Polyporaceae
Exons: 3
Coding region: 1-1500 (499 amino acids)
Source: RefSeq, a predicted model, not a curated record